Molecule: messenger RNA, 906 nt
Organism: Mesorhabditis belari
Lineage: Eukaryota; Metazoa; Nematoda; Chromadorea; Rhabditida; Rhabditidae
Source: the annotation of a GenBank genome assembly
AUGUGGUCGAUUGAUAGUCUAUUUCUUUUGUUACUGCCAGUAGUUCAUACCGCGUUUACCCCGCACUUUAACAAAUGGCUGGGAAAUUUCUACGGUCCACAGAUUCGAGAUCAAUUGGAAAGAGUAGACCUUGGACCGAAAGGAUCGUAUGGAGGGAAAAUCGAUGAUGCGGAUGCGCCGAUCAAUCAGCCGGUGAUCUUUGUGCACGGGGUUUCCGAUAUGGCUGGAGAGAAACCGACCGAGGCGGCCAAUUGGUUCAAAACCAAUGGUGGCUAUAAGCAGUCGGAGCUCUACUCGACCACGUAUUUCAAUGGAGCACAAGGGAAUCCCCUGAAAUGGGUCGAGUACUCGAUGAAAUGCGAAUAUGUGAAACAGGUAAGAGCCUUGAUCGUUGCUGUUCGUCUUUACACUGGUCGUCAAGUGGACGUGGUCGGAUUCUCGUUGGGAGUCCCUGUCUCACGAAAAGCAAUCCUUGGAGGGCACUGUGUUGACACGGGCGAGUUCCUGGGAGGUCCAUUGACAAAGUUCAUCGACACUUACGUGGGUGUGGCUGGGCCGAAUCACGGAAUCGCGUUGCAGAUGGCCGGUCUCCAGCUGCCCGCAUGUGCCCUGGGUGGAUUGCCAAUUUGCAAUCAGCUGAAUGGAUUAUAUUCGGGAAAUUGCCCUCACACAAGCUCAUACCUAAAUGACAUAAACUCACUUCAACGCUACGAAGGUCAGCACAUCUACACGAUCUACAGUAAGAUGGAUCAAGUUGUCGGCUUUUUGGUGUGCGGAGGGAUCACUUCCCAAAUCGGAGGACAAGAGGGUGAGCGAAUGUUUGACGGGUUGAAUCACGAGCAAACUUUCCAUCAAACACAUCAUGUUCAAUUGGCGAUGAUCCGUGAGCACAAAGUGAUCAAGGAG